CUCAAAUUGCCUUGGUUACCCACAUGGAAACGCGGGUCUCUUGUGUUUGAUUUCAACGGUUUUUCCUGAGACAGGCUUGAGGGUUUUUAUGCACGUUUAAAAGCGUUUGAUUAACUUAAAAGAAACAUGAAGAUCGAGGAGGUGAAAAGCACAACGAAGACGCAACGCAUUGCCUCUCACAGCCACGUGAAGGGAUUGGGGCUGGAUGAGGCCGGUAAUGCUAAACAGUCGUCGUCCGGGCUGGUGGGACAGGAGACCGCUAGAGAGGCUUGUGGCAUCAUUGUGGAGCUCAUUCGUCUUAAGAAGAUGGCUGGCAGAGCUGUUCUACUUGCAGGACCGCCUGGAACUGGAAAGACUGCCCUAGCAUUGGCCAUGGCACAGGAACUGGGGAAUAAGGUUCCAUUCUGUCCUAUGGUGGGCAGUGAAGUGUAUUCAUCAGAAAUCAAGAAAACUGAAGUGCUGAUGGAGAACUUCAGAAGAGCCAUAGGUCUGCGUAUCAAAGAGACUAAAGAGGUUUAUGAAGGUGAGGUCACUGAACUGACCCCAUGCGAGACUGAGAACCCAAUGGGGGGCUAUGGCAAAACUGUCAGUCAUGUCAUUAUUGGUUUGAAGACAGCAAAGGGCACCAAACAGUUAAAGCUGGAUCCCAGUAUAUAUGAAAGCCUGCAGAAGGAGAGAGUCGAGGUCGGUGAUGUUAUCUACAUUGAAGCCAACAGUGGGGCAGUCAAGAGGCAAGGUCGAUGCGAUACAUUUGCAACAGAGUUCGAUUUAGAAGCAGAAGAGUAAGUACCAUUACCGAAAGGCGACGUACACAAGAAGAAAGAGAUUAUUCAGGAUGUUACACUUCAUGACCUGGAUGUUGCUAAUGCAAGACCUCAGGGAGGUCAGGACAUACUUUCUAUGAUGGGUCAACUGAUGAAGCCCAAAAAGACAGAAAUCACUGAUAAACUGCGAGGUGAGAUCAAUAAGGUGGUGAACAGGUACAUAGAUCAGGGAGUGGCAGAGCUGGUUCCCGGGGUUCUGUUUAUUGAUGAGGUUCACAUGCUGGACAUUGAGUGUUUCACCUAUCUGCACCGAGCUCUGGAGAGCUCCAUCGCUCCCAUUGUUGUGUUUGCAUCCAACCGAGGAAACUGCCUUAUCAGGGGCACAGAGGAUAUCAGCUCCCCUCAAGGAAUUCCACUGGAUCUACUAGAUCGAGUCAUGAUUAUCAGGACAAUGCUGUACACGCCACAAGAAAUGAAACAGAUCAUAAAGAUUCGAGCACAGACAGAGGGCAUCAACAUCAGCGAAGAGGCUUUAUCUCACCUUGGAGAUAUUGGUACCAAAACUACACUCAGAUAUGCUGUUCAGCUGCUGACCCCUGCCAGUCUGCUGGCACGAGUUCAGGGGAAGGAAGUAGUCGAAAAAGAAAAUGUUGAAGAAAUUAAUGAACUCUUCUAUGAUGCCAAGUCCUCUGCAAAGAUUCUACAAGACCAGCACACCAAGUUUAUGAAAUAA
Messenger RNA from Triplophysa rosa, 1497 nucleotides. RefSeq names its product RuvB-like AAA ATPase 1 (gene ruvbl1). NCBI's taxonomy places the organism in Eukaryota, Metazoa, Chordata, Actinopteri, Cypriniformes, Nemacheilidae. Gene Ontology annotation, cellular component: Swr1 complex; Ino80 complex; NuA4 histone acetyltransferase complex. Gene Ontology annotation, molecular function: ATP hydrolysis activity; ATP binding; DNA helicase activity. The transcript has 11 exons. Gene Ontology annotation, biological process: chromatin remodeling; box C/D snoRNP assembly; regulation of transcription by RNA polymerase II. The record is from RefSeq and is a predicted model, not a curated record.